Diaporthe batatas is the source of this 624-nucleotide messenger RNA. RefSeq lists its product as uncharacterized. The transcript has 3 exons. Lineage: Eukaryota; Fungi; Ascomycota; Sordariomycetes; Diaporthales; Diaporthaceae. The record is from RefSeq and is a predicted model, not a curated record. The coding region runs from base 1 to 624 and encodes 207 amino acids.
AUGGGAAACACGCUCGGGGCAUGGUCCGCGCAAGGCCAUCCCAUGCUUGGGGGAUCCAGCUCCUGCCAACUCGUGCCAACUUUGCGGUCGCGUCUGGUCACAUCUGCCCCCUCUGCCAGCCUGCCCAGCUGCCCAGCUGCCCGCCUCCAUACACAUACACCACAGCUGACACAGCUACACAGCUGCACAGGCCGCGCCGCUCUGGGGCAACCCUGGGUUACCUGCAAUCCAUGUAUCGAGUACGCUGGCACCAGCGCGCCAGCCCGUCCUUGGUCCCUCUCUCCAGCCAAUGACAUCAUGCGGAAGCGAGACCUGGGGCGGAAGGGCUGUGCAGAUCUCGAGGCUUCCCAUCUAGGCAUCCUGGGAUGCCCAGGACGCCCUGGACGCCUGGCACACGCCUGGACAGUCAAGCCGUCUUCUGCCCGUCAUUGUCUCGCCAUUCAGCCCAGGCUGCCUGUCAGCUGUCACGGCACACCUGAGGAGGCCUCGUGCCUUAUUGUUGACUGUCUUGCCUUUGAUGCCCUCCUGAUCUGCGCUGCAUCUGACGACAUUCGUCCAGAUAUUCCUCCACGGACGGGCUACCGCGAGCUGUGGCCAACCUGUGGCCAACAGGCACCGAUGUAG